This is a messenger RNA of Hibiscus syriacus, 660 nucleotides long. RefSeq lists its product as uncharacterized. The transcript has a single exon. The coding region runs from base 1 to 660 and encodes 219 amino acids. NCBI's taxonomy places the organism in Eukaryota, Viridiplantae, Streptophyta, Magnoliopsida, Malvales, Malvaceae. The record is from RefSeq and is a predicted model, not a curated record.
AUGGAGCAAAUCCCGACAUAUUCUAAAUUCCUUAAGGAGAUUGUUACCAAGAAAAGAAAAGCUGAGAAGUACGAAACAGUUGCCACGACAAAAGAAUAUUGCUCUGCCUUAAGUAAGCUGCCACCAAAAAGACAAGAUCCAUGUAGUUUUAUCAUUCCGUGUGUGAUAGGAGAAAAUUAUAUUGGGAAGACACUAUGUGACCUUGGCUCAAAUGUGAACUUAAUGACUAAGUCAAUCUUCAUGAAGCUUGGAAUAGAAAAUGCGAGACCCACAUUUGUUAUCUUGCAAUUAGUCGACCGCUCCCAUGUUUGUCCCGAGGGACGAGUCGAGGAUGUCAUUGUAAGGGUGGACAAAUUCGUGUUUCCAGUAGACUUUCUUAUAUUGGAUUGUGAGGUUGAUGUUACAACACUCAUAAUCUUGGGGAGACAUUUCCUACCUACGAGGCGUAUUCUUUUUGAUUGUGAGAAGGGUGAGCUUACCAUGAGAGUGGCCUACCAAUGUGUCACUGUUAAUGUUUUCCAUACUCUCAAGUACAUGGAUGAGGCUGAAGAAUGCCUGAGCAUUUUUGAAGCGGAUUCAUUGAUAACAAGAGAAGUUGAUCAAUUUUACCAUGACAAUUUCAUUCAGCUAGAAAAUUAUGAGAGGCUAUUUGAAGUAUGA